Messenger RNA from Pimephales promelas (fathead minnow), 2621 nucleotides. RefSeq names its product RAD51 paralog B (gene rad51b). Gene Ontology annotation, biological process: double-strand break repair via homologous recombination. Gene Ontology annotation, cellular component: replication fork; Rad51B-Rad51C-Rad51D-XRCC2 complex. Gene Ontology annotation, molecular function: ATP hydrolysis activity; four-way junction DNA binding; ATP binding. NCBI's taxonomy places the organism in Eukaryota, Metazoa, Chordata, Actinopteri, Cypriniformes, Leuciscidae. The record is from RefSeq and is a predicted model, not a curated record.
GUUUUUUUUUUUUUCGUUUCCGGGCGCGCUUCGCAAAACUCAUAACGGUGUUUUAUUAAACCAAAACUGUCUGUAUCAUGUAUACAGUCGUCACCGAACGUUGUCAUUUAGCCUAUUAUAGUUAUAUCACGAUUUCAUAACUCUUAGUUAAGGCUCUGUAUAUGUAUGUCAAUGGCAAGCAAGAAGUUACGGAGGACGGGCGUCUCAGCUGAUGUCUGCGAGCGACUCAAGCGGCAUCAGGUGGAAACCUGCCAGGAUGUUCUGUCCGCCACUCCCGUGGAGCUCAUGCGGCUGGCCGGACUCAGUUAUUCCGCUGCUCUGGAGCUCCUGCGUCUGGUCAGUAAAGCUUGUUCACCGGCCUUGAGAACCGCACUGGAUUUAUGGAGGAAAAAGGGAGAGCUGUGUUUCUCCACAUCACUACCUGUCCUGGACAGGUUACUGCAGGGAGGUCUGCCACGGGGUGCUCUCACUGAGGUGACCGGCCCAUCAGGCUGUGGAAAGACUCAGUUCUGUAUUAUGCUCAGCGUUUUGGCUACAUUGCCGAAGAGCAUGGGAGGUCUGGACAGUGGAGUCAUCUACAUCGACACAGAGUCGGCAUUCUCUGCUGAAAGACUGAUAGAAAUGGCACAGGCCCGAUUCCCAGAAUUUUUCUCGGUGAAGGAGCGUCUGCUGGAGAUGGCAUCUCGUGUUCAUCUGUUCAGGGAAUUGACCUGUCAGGAUGUCCUGAAUAGAUUGGAGCGUCUGGAGGAGGACAUAAUUGGUUGUCGAGUGGGGCUCCUUAUUUUGGAUUCUGUGGCCUCUGUUGUAAGGAAGGAGUUUGACACGUCGCUGCCGGGUAAUCUAACCAACAGGAGCAACUUACUGGGCCAGGAAGCUGCUGUACUGAAGUACCUUUCGCAGGAGUUCUGCAUCCCAGUGGUUUUAACUAACCAGAUCACUACACAUGUGGGCGAGAAGGUUCAUUGUCCUCAGAGGAAUCAGGCAGAUGUAUCUACUGAGGAGGACUCUGGGUUUGUGACAGCGGCGCUGGGAAACACAUGGAGUCACUGUGUUAACACACGCCUCAUUCUCCAGUAUGAAGACACAGAACGGAGACAGAUUAUCAUUGCCAAGUCACCCGUGGCCCCUUUUGCGGUGCUGAGCUAUACUGUUCAGAGGGAGGGCAUCCGUCUUGAGGGGAAUGAAAACCCUGAAAGUUCUUUAAUCCAUGGAACAGAUCCAGGGCUUCAGCCAAUCAGAGUGAGGACGGGGUUCAUCUACAACCUCUCCCAGGCCACGCCUUCUUCUUGCUGAGAACCCUUGGCUGCAGAACUUCGUGGCUGUUAUUGUCCUAUUUUAAGGUACAAGUCAUGGUUAAACAUUGCAGGAACAUGUGGUGGAUCAGCAGCUUCUUUAUGGCAACAAAGAACGACAGACACAAAGCGGACAGAGCAAACUCCACAAGUUGACGGCCAAGACUCCCCUUCGUAGAACAUUACCUCAGUUUUCAUCUAGUUAGGAAACUGCAACAUCAGUCAGCUAUUGAUUGACAGGCUUAAUUUUCCUCUCGCUAGUCGUGUGAUAAGACAGCAGUCUGGGCCAAACGCUUCUUGACCCUGACUGGCCGUUGCCAUGGCUUCUGUUCCCAUGACUCCUGUUCCCAUGGUUCCUCUGCCUUAAAGGGAAGUUUGUCUGAUUAGCUGAACAAUGGUGUUAUUUUGGGUGGUUCCUCCUUUUUCGGCUUGUUUUGCUUUUGGUUGUAUCUGCACAUAUAAGCAUUGACACAUUCUCUAUGGUCUACUCCUUUCUAGUGAGUAAGUAAGUACAGCUUUUAAACUUCUAACAUUAAUAAAUCUAAUUGAUUUCAAGGUCUUCUAAUCUCUAAUUAUUUCAGCUUCAUUAGCAGAUUGUGCUGACAGCGCAAACGACGAUCUUUUGCUCUCUCCGCCAGCAGAUAAAGUCAGUUUUGACUACCCAUUCCGCAAUGCUGAGUAGGUGUUCUUUCUGUCUGUCUUUCUCUUUCAUCCUCUUUCUGUAUAUCUCUCCUCCCUUCCCCCCAUAAGCAGGCUGAUAGGCUGAGAGUUCACAUGUUUUGACAGAUCAUUUAAUGGUUGACCUGUGGCGAUAUCGCUGCCUGUGCCUGUACCGAGGGGAGGAAAACUCUCCCUCCUUCCAAAUAAACUCCUUCUUUCCCUGCAAAGCAGAAGGCUCUGGAGAAUAAUACAUUCAUAGGGAAUUUAAAAAUCAGAGCAGAGAGUCAUGAGAUUCUGACAUGAGUCUAAAAUCCACAGUGAUCUGUACUCAUCCCUCACAUCGGGCUUUCAAUGAGUGCCACAAUACAAACCAACCACAGCAUGCACACACAUUGCUUGGGGCUUUAUUGUUCUUAGAGAUAACACUGUUAAAUGAUUUCUGUCGAAUAUCAGCAUAUUCAAAAUUAGCCUUGAUUCUUUUGCAGUGUUUGCUUUUGAAUUGAUACAACUGGAUACGCAUGACCUGAAGUCAGUUCUGUUUCAGAACCUUUUGUUUUGUUCUUGGCUCAUUUAGUCUUGAGGUUAAACCAACAACCACACAUUCCCCUUGCUCAAAACUCCCCAAAAUGCCCCUUUUAUAUACACAUUAGAAUAAAUCGUUUCAAUUUU